Messenger RNA from Leucoraja erinaceus (little skate), 506 nucleotides. RefSeq names its product receptor-type tyrosine-protein phosphatase-like N. Gene Ontology annotation, molecular function: protein tyrosine phosphatase activity. The record is from RefSeq and is a predicted model, not a curated record. The transcript has 5 exons. Bases 1 to 273 code for a protein of 90 amino acids. Gene Ontology annotation, cellular component: secretory granule. Gene Ontology annotation, biological process: protein dephosphorylation. Lineage: Eukaryota; Metazoa; Chordata; Chondrichthyes; Rajiformes; Rajidae.
AUGGACCUGAAGGUGAACAAGUGUUACAGAGGCAGGUCGUGCCCCAUCAUCGUACACUGCAGUGACGGGGCAGGAAGAACUGGCACCUACACGUUAAUCGAUAUGGUCCUCAACAGAAUGUCCAAAGGUGUGAAGGAGAUUGACAUUGCUGCAACUCUGGAGUACAUACGAGACCAAAGGCCUGGAAUGGUGUGUACCAAGGAGCAGUUUGAGUUUGCGUUGACUGCUGUGGCAGAGGAGGUGAACGCCAUUCUGAAGGCGCUGCCCCAGUGAGCGCGCUCAGCACCGCUGCUGUCAACCGUGAGCUGGGGCCGCUGCUUGCCCCUCUGUUAGUCGUCGUUCCCCCCUCACCCCCUCCUCUACCCCCCUGGCUUUAUGUCCCCCCCCACUACCGUCCCCUCACGCUCAGUAUCGUGUCUCUCUGGGGACGGGUCCGGUUCACACCCCCCCUCCCCCUCCCAAGGAAUCUCACACGGAGCCCCCCCCCCCCCCGACAACGCUAGAUC